GAAAUUUAUUUCAAUACAAAUAAGUACUUUUUCAAAAUACUUGGCGCUACUAAACCGAAUCAAUAUGUUAAUUACCUUAGUAUAAAUCCUGAUAAUCUAAAGAAUUUUCUUACAAUCUAAGUUACAUAACAAAAUUCGCCGAAAUACAUAAACUAUGUUACAAAUAUAAUUAAAAUGUAAUUAAAGUUAUUCUAUACUUCUAAUGUCGCGCACACAUGCACGCAUCCACAAGAGAGAAAGAAAGAUAAGACAGUUAACAUAUUCGAUUUAGCAUUUAGCAUUUAGAUUUUAUUUAGCAACGUCAAGUAUUUUCAAAAAUACUUAUUUGUAUUAAAAUAAGUCUCCCUCAUUCAUAGUCGAUAUCGUGUACGUGUAUAUGCAUAUUCUGUAUGUAGUAUAGAUAAUAAGUAAUAGAUUUUCUGAUUUGCAUAAAUAUCCAUUUUCAUAGUUGGCGCAACUUUUUAAUAUCAUUAGUUUUAUAGAGUUAAUCUUUGAAGCGCGUAUACUUGGCGCUUUUUUAAAAAAGGUAAUUUUGUAAAAUAUACGUUGCAACAUUUAUGUGAAUGUAGCGUAUUAUUUAACACAUGUAAGAUUAAUUAAAUUUUCAGAAUAGUUAAUUUAGUUAAAUAUGUUUAAAUAUGUUUGUAAUAUGCUUCCAUAAAUUUAAAUAUGAUAAACAUUACAUAAAUAAUCAAAUGUUUAAAAUAUGUUGUUUCGCAAUAAUACCUGAAGAUACGUAAAAAUAUGUAAUGUCAUUCGUACUCCAAGUAUAAAACUCACUACGGAUUCCAUCAUACUACUGAUGCGAUAUCAUUGCAUGCAAUUUCCAUAUUUUUUAUUGCACAAUAUUUCGUAUUAGAUCAUUUAUUUGAUAAUUUAUAUUAUACUGAUAUUUGCUAUAUAUUUUUUAUCAUCUUCUUUAAGUGUAUAUGAAUAAUUAUAAAAUUUAACUUUUUCAUCAUAACAAUUAGUACUGUCAAGUGUUGACAAAAAGUAGGAUUAAAACGUUUUAUAUUAGGUGUACAAAUUAAUUCAGUGUUUUUUCUGAAGACAUUAAGCCUUUUUUUAUAAAAACAUAAUAAAUAUGUCAAUCUUUGAAAUAUUCGCUAUCAUUUUCUAAUACAAUUUUUUUCUCUCCGACAAAUCCCUUCUCGAAAAAAAGUAAGUAAAGCUCUAUUUUUUAAAAAAAGCACUGAAUUAAUUUGUAUACUUAAUAUUUUAAUUCACACAUAAUAAGUACGUAGAAGUACUGCCCGAUAAACACAUUAACCAAGGUUCUUGCACAUUUAACUUGAAAAAGUAUAGGAUCUAAAAAGAUUACUGCAAGCCUAUCCUAAUAUAUUUUGCACAACAUUGUUUACGACUUCUUCCUUCUUCUUCUUCUGCUUACGUCAGAAUAUCUUAACUAUCUGCGUAGCUCAUUACGUUUUUCUUGCAACUGUAUACUGGUGCAUUUAUUUACAGCAAAAAUAAUUUUUGGAGAAACUAGAUAUUUUAUUCUUCAACUUUAUGCUUUAUGUACAAGAGUAAACUUUCUUUUUUUUGAAAGAGUAUUCUUUCAAUAUUCUUUCAAUUCUUGAUAUCCAACAAAUACUCCGAUAAUACGCUAUUCUGAACUACAGGUGGUUCAGAAUAUGAUGAAUGCCAACAGUACAAAAUUAAAAAUAUAAUUAUCGUGUCAUGCGAAAUGAAAUGCGAUAAAAGCGAACGUUUCGACCAAGUUGAUACAUCAGAAAUGUUUCAGUCUUCGUUUUAAUCGUCAAUCUUCGUUCAAUCUAGCAAAGACAAAAUUCGAAAACUAAUUGCUAGGUGACUAGCGGUUGUUGGACGAAUCUUGUCUAAAGAUUCGUGUUACUACCUCACUGUUUCCAUUUUUGCUUUUCGAUCUCUCUUAAUGAUUUUCUUAUCCAUGCAGUUAAAUAUACAUAUGCAUAUUUUAUUAUCCAUACAGUUAAAGUACAUGCAUAUUGAAUUGACCGAAAAGUUCGUGCGGAUUUUUAAAAUGAAAUUUAAACGCAAAACUUUUAAGAAUUAUUACAAGUUACGCGGUUGUUAAAUUUUAUUCAAAAAAAUCUACACGGAUCUUCCAAGAACACAGAACUUUGUAUUGCUUUUUAAUACAAAUUUGUUUUUUAAUACAAAAUUAGAAAUUAAUACAAAGAUUUGCGUUUGAAGUUUCCUAAAGAAAUGCGCACAGUCUUUCCAGUCAACAUAUACAUACAUCCCAGAUGUAGAUUAUUGAGUAAGUUUAAACCAAGAUAUUCCACAGCGCACGAUAUAUUUCGUCAUGCAGCUAAAUGCGCUACGCAGACGAAAUGCAAUCACGUUACAAAAAACGGAAUGAGGGUCGAAAACCUCGAGGGCGUUCUAUGGCGACUACAUACGUCAAAUUGAAAUAUGCCGUUAUGUACACGUCGUUUUCCUUGCAAGCUUCCUGCAAAUCGUAAUAAAAGGGGACAUUGCGUCGGUCUGUGCGUAUGAACCACGCCUCCGAUAAAUAUUUAUGAUACACCCGUGUACUUUCGAGAAUCGAACGAGUUCGCGCGCGCUCGCGCGCACGUUUUUUAUUAAUAACAACGUACGCGCGUGCUGUCUCUCCUCGCUUAUCAGCCGCGGAGGGGACGCGAUUAUCAACAUGUUUUUAACGCCCCGUUCGCGGACAAGCUUGCCCUGACGCAAUUUUUUCUCCCCUUUCCCGCAAUCGCAUUUCACAAACGAGCAAACGAACGAUCAAACGGAUGAGCCGCGACGUCUCCUCCCCUCGUAAAAUCGUCAAUUCGCUCCCACCAUCGCCACCGCCAAAAGCAAUCGGCGAGCAACUCGAUUGAGAAGGAAGGGAGGUAUGCUGCUUCUUGGAGCGCACGUUUCUGAUUUCCCUCUCUCUUUCGCACCCUCUCCCUUCCUCUAUCAAUCUAUUGGCCCCUCUCUCUAUCUCCCUUACGUCUUACUGAUAAAUAAAAUAUUAACCGACAGUUAAUUCAAGCAUGCUGUAUUCGCGGUCGAGCGACUGAACUGGCAAUCAGUGAGCUGGCGAACGUGCGUUUCACCUGAAUAAACGUACUCGCGCGAGUUUUCCCUACUUGUGUUCCAUUCUCUCAACCACUGCUCAGGUCUCCGUGUGCGAUUCGCUGAGAACUUUACGAAAAUCGCAACUGAGAGCAAAUCUAUUUUCCAGUUCCUCUUUUGAAUUUUUUUCGUUGCGGUACAUUAUAGGUCAGUGAUUCGAUUUGAAGAUUUCCGUUAUUAUUCGCUUUCCUGUCUGGACUCAGGAGUUCUUCAAGAAAGAGACACGUAUCAGUAAAAACGAACGUGCAAGAGCACUAUCAACUCGUGUACGUACUGUAGAAUGAGCUGCGCGGAUACGCACAGCAACACAAACAGAUAGCGACGAUUUGUGCAUUUUUUUAAUUGUAUCUCUUCUUCUCCGGCGGUUAUCCGACCCAAUAUGGUUCACCUACGACGCAAGAUUGUAUCUUUUGGAAAUCUGAUCAAUCAGUUGCAACAGAAUGUACGAUGGAGUUCCUCUUUGAAAACCAAAGACAAGAAUUCUAUACAUCCACAGCGUUUGUUCAAGCAUGCAGACUUAUCAGUCCGCCUAGCUGGUCCCGAACAAUUAAAUCCUAAGCCUGAUGUCGACAAACUUUCAUUUGGCAAAUAUUUUACUGAUCACAUGCUGAAAAUACAUUACUAUGAAGGCAUGGGCGGUUGGCAAGCGCCAGAAAUUAUGCCUUUGGAAAAUCUAGUCCUUCAUCCAGCUGCAAAAGUGCUUCAUUAUGCUGUAGAGUUGUUUGAAGGUAUGAAAGCUUAUAGAGGUGUUGAUGGCAAAAUAAGAUUGUUUAGGCCAGAGCUAAAUAUGGAACGAAUGAAUAAUUCAGCAUUAAGAUCUGGCUUGCCACCUUUCAGAGGAGAGGAAUUAAUUAAGUGCAUUUGCAGAUUGAUUAGUAUAGAUCAAGAAUGGGUUCCACAUUCAACUGCCUCUAGUCUUUACAUUCGUCCCACGCUCAUUGGUGUCGAUCCUACACUUGGAGUUGCGACUUCGGAAUCGGCUUUAUUAUAUGUAAUCAUGUCUCCCGUCGGAUCCUAUUUUAAAAGCACAGGGAAGCAACUGGGAGUUUCGUUGCUUGCUGAUCCUAAGUACACGAGAGCAUGGCCUGGCGGUUGUGGCGAUGCUAAAUUAGGCAGUAACUACGGACCUACGAUUCAAGUGCAACAGGAAGCUAUUGAGAAAGGAUUGCAGCAGGUAUUAUGGUUGUACGGGGAGAACAACGAACUUACUGAAAUUGGCACUAUGAAUGUCUUCGUAGUUUUUAUAAAUGAUAAUGGAGAGAGAGAACUGCUCACACCACCUUUGAAUGGUUUGAUCUUGCCUGGAGUUGUGAGGAAUUCACUUCUAAGUAUAUCAAAACAAUGGAAUCAGUUCCCCGUUACAGAAAGAUCGAUCACAAUGCGCGAGAUCAUGCAAUUGCUUUCAGAGAACAGGCUUUUGGAAAUGUUUGGAGCGGGUACAGCGUGCGUAGUAAGCCCUGUAUCUUAUAUCGACUUCUUGGGUCAGGGGUUACACGUACCGACAAUGGAGCAGUCCGAGCCAAUUUAUCAAAUGCUCCAAAAACAUUUGCUGGAUAUACAAUACGGUGUUAUACCUGAGCAUCCGUGGAGUUUAGUUAUCGAGUAA
Messenger RNA from Ooceraea biroi (clonal raider ant), 4672 nucleotides. RefSeq names its product Branched chain amino acid transaminase (gene Bcat). Gene Ontology annotation, biological process: L-leucine biosynthetic process; L-valine biosynthetic process. The record is from RefSeq and is a predicted model, not a curated record. Gene Ontology annotation, cellular component: mitochondrion. Gene Ontology annotation, molecular function: branched-chain-amino-acid:2-oxoglutarate transaminase activity. Lineage: Eukaryota; Metazoa; Arthropoda; Insecta; Hymenoptera; Formicidae.